AUGCAGUCAUCAGAAAGCUCUGCUGAGAUGCAACAAUCCCGGACAGAAUCGACCGGCGAUGAAGUCACGCCGAGGGUCAAGGCUCAGCAGAAGCCGUCCCUCUCAGCUGCUGUCCCGUACCAACCGAAUGAGAUGCUCCUCCUCUAUGACGAGGAUGAGAAAAAGGGGUUCAAGCUACAGGUGUUACGUCUACUCGAGGGUGGGAGAAAUGAAGGGUUCACCAUGUCAUGUUGUAUGUUGGUGAGAGUGGUGGACGCAGCCGGUACCGCUCUGGAGGGCCAGGAAUACGUCCUCAAAAUAUUCGACUUCAAGCUCGCACACGUUCUGAGAAGUCAGUAUGGCUGCGGGAACUUCACCACCGUGCGGAGCGAUGCAGUGAACAAUCUUGCUCAUGCACCACAGUUUGGCGAGCUCUUGCAUCAAUGGCGUCAACCAAUUGAUGUGGCUACUUGCGAAGACAGUCGUACAGUGAAAUUCCUUCUGGAGAGAGGAUGGACGAUCUCAAAGUUUGAACUCGUGCAUUUCGCUCUCCACGAGGAUACUCGGCGUGAAAUCCAAACUGAUGAACAGUUUCCUUAUCGACAGAUUUCUGUUGCAGAGGCGGAGGUAUUUCUGCUGCUUGCACAACAGGAACAGUAUUCCAUUCACCGAAAGAUAUUUUCGGGCAUUCGAGGACUCGGCGGAUUUCCGUCUUUCGUCGCUGGUGGGAGACUACGAAGACCAGAGGCCGAGCCGACAUCAGACAAAUUGGCCCUGGUACUCACACAAUAUCCUGCCAUCUUAAUGUCUCUCGUGGCAGGCGUUCCACUGCACCAACUCCCCAAGGACGAUAUGACAGAUGAUGACUGGUACAAUCUACACAUGAAAAUUCACGAAAAGAUGGUGAUGCAGCUGUGGAGGGAAGGCAUCCAGCAUGGUGAUGUGAGGUCUUCCAAUGUCCUGAUAGAUCUCACUCAUUUCGAGGUCAACCUGAUUGAUGUGGGGGCUUUGAAAUUCCUGGAGACGGCAGAGUCUGAUGACUCGAGACCUGGCCAUCUCCCCACUCAAUUCGACUGCGACCUUGAGGACCAUGUCAACCAAAUGAUUUUGAACAUUGCCCCUCGCUCAUACAGUACGUCAACGAGAGCCAGUAUGGUUGCGACUAUGCGCUUCCGAGCCUUCAUCUGCUCUGGUAAUGAAUUGGAUACGCUGUUAUGGUCAUUCAUUAUGGAGAGUCUUUGGUCAAGCGUGUCCCUGUCGCGGCACUCGCACGACUUCCAUCUCGUCGCCGAGGUUUUACGACACGGUCGCCGGAUGAUGGACCAUGAAUGGAAGCAUAUCGAUGGGUGCCAAGAAUGGCAUUACCGAGCUGUUAUCCGCCUUGCAAGACUUUUCUGCACACCUUCAGAAUUCCACGCCCAUCGUACGCUAGAGCGGUUUCUCCAGCACGAGAUGGGAUCCAAGUCGGAGUUGUGGCAAGAUUGUCUCUGGCAUAGAGAAGAUCUUCAAUCAUCUGACAUCGAGAACCUCCUUCAUCACCGCGUCGAGUCAGAGAUGAAACGUUCCAUUGAGCUACCGACUUUGGGUUGA
Cladophialophora immunda is the source of this 1569-nucleotide messenger RNA. RefSeq lists its product as uncharacterized. The record is from RefSeq and is a predicted model, not a curated record. The transcript has a single exon. Lineage: Eukaryota; Fungi; Ascomycota; Eurotiomycetes; Chaetothyriales; Herpotrichiellaceae. The coding region runs from base 1 to 1569 and encodes 522 amino acids.